AAAAAGUAAGGUUGUAAAGUUAUUGACUGUGGAAAUUGGAAAAUGAAUUUGAUUUUUAUCUUAUAAAAAUCUGCUUUUCGGGAAUAAUAUAAAUCAUAAAAAUGGCCCUAAUACCUCUCCGCAUGCAGGUGAUGCGGAUGAUCGCGCAGUGUGGGAACUACUCCACACUAUUGCAAAGAUCUAUGGCUUAUAAAAGUGCAAUUUCCUUGGAGACUCUGUAUCCGAAUAGCUCUUUAAAACUGUCUACGCCUUCUUUCACACCAAAUCCUAAUGAGAAAUUUUCGGGCUAUAUUCCUAUGGAGAAACUAGAGAUUAAAUACAGUGCAAGCUCAGGACCUGGUGGACAAAAUGUGAAUAAGGUACACACAAAAGUGGACUUAAGAUUCAAGCUUAGCGAAGCUGACUGGAUCCCAGCUGAGAUUAGAGAUAAAAUGAUUGAACUGCACAGUAACAAACUAACUAAGGAGGGCUACCUUAUUUUACGCUCUGACGUAACUAGAACUCAGCAGCUGAAUUUGGCUGAUUGUCUGCAAAAACUGAGAAACAUGAUCCGCGAUGCAGCAGUAACUAAAAGGGAACCCACCCCGGAGACAGAGGAAAGGAUUCGACAGAGGCAGCUGAAGGCGUCCCGCCUCCGCGUGGCGGUGAAGCGCGAGGAUGCACUCAGGCGCGCUCAGCGGCGGGCCCCCACGGUGGUGGACUUAUGAUUCUUCUAUUAAAUUGGGCACACCUUACUACUGGGGGACUCCAACGACACCGGUGGCUACUAGGAAGUUAGGGUAUUAAAGUGACAGGGCCCCAUGUGUGCUAUUUAUUGUGUCUCAGUGUAUUUUGUGUCAACCAAUGACAAAAACUUCUCGGACGUCCGUAAGUUUUUCAUUAUUUAUCAUUAUAAAAGAAAAAAGCACUGCUAGUUGUAAACAAACUUCAUUUUGUAACCGUUACAUAAAAUAUUUUCAUAAAAUUUAUUUUAUAAUUGCUGUCAUAUUGCGUCAACAAUCAACCUCUGAGACACAAUAGGGAAUUUGAACUAAAAAUAUCAUUUGGGCUGGAGUAAUCCUUAAAGGUUAUUAUUUUUAAUUAUUACUUCAUAUCACAUAAUAAAUUUUCUAUAACUCACCAAAUAUUUUUUACCAAGCCAAGUUCACAUGAUCACAAACUCUUAAUUGAUUGACUCUCUUUUAACAGUCUUGUGAUGUCAUAAGACUGUAAACAAUGUGGUAUUGUAAGAGUUUUUUUUUACUAGAGACCUAUAGAUGAUUUUCGUGCGUGACAAGAUAGCGACUCCCAGAUUCUCUGAAUGUACUUCAAAUAUCUUUUGAACAUCCUCAUAUGUUCGAAAAUAGUUUUUUAGACUUGAAACGAGCGUUUUGAUUCCAUUCUUUUAAUUUUUUGCAGAAAUAUACUUAUUGUUAGAUUUAAAAUAGCAUAUUUAAGACAAAAAAAGGAAA
Molecule: messenger RNA, 1451 nt
Organism: Pararge aegeria (speckled wood butterfly)
Lineage: Eukaryota; Metazoa; Arthropoda; Insecta; Lepidoptera; Nymphalidae
Product: peptidyl-tRNA hydrolase ICT1, mitochondrial
Exons: 5
Coding region: 102-707 (201 amino acids)
Biological process (GO): mitochondrial translational termination
Cellular component (GO): mitochondrial large ribosomal subunit
Molecular function (GO): translation release factor activity
Source: RefSeq, a predicted model, not a curated record